GUUGGUUUUUCCAAUAUAGUCUAAAACUCUUCUAUAGCUUCUAUACAGUUUGUAUUGACACCCCCCAUUUAGGCUCAGAAAAGUGUUUGUGGAUAGUUUUGUCCGGCUAUUUGGAUAUAUGUGCCACGGAUGGUUUCCAGUGAGUUCUUAGAUGAUAAGUGGAUGUGCUGAUUUUUGACCUGCUGGAACACUGUGACACUGCCCAACUGUAGUGUCAAUGUAGAUGCCCGUUCCUAAGGCUGACUUUUACAAGUAUAUUUUUGAGGCUCGCAGUGGUGGUGCAAUUUCAACAUGGCUUCUUUCAUAGCAAAGCAGAUGGUUGGAAACCAGUUGAAGUCUGUAAAAGAAUCAGUUAUUGGUGCAAUGGGGGGUGACGAUGAGAAGAAGGAUGACGCGGGUUCUGAUGGAGACGAGGAUCCCGAGGUCGCGGAAGCCCGAAGAGAGGCGGAGGAAAAACGUAAGGAUAAACAUCGCAAGAUGGAGGCAGAACGGGAAGAUAUGAGGCAGUCCAUUAGAGACAAGUAUGGCUUAAAAAAGAAGGUUCCGGAAGAGGAAGGCAUGCUACAGCCACAGGAGGAAGCAGGCCGUAUUGGUCGUAAAAAGAAAACCCCCGCAGAGCUCGCUGCCGAGGCUAAUGCUGAGGAUGAUGACGAUGAUUUCGCAAAACUUCCCGGGAAUUUAGGCGAGAUAACUAGUAAAGUAUCCGAGCUUCCUGGUAAAAUAGCGCAGGGAAUGGGUGGGGUAACGGAGAAAUGUUCUCUGCAGUAACCUAGCAGGGGCUACUUAUGUGAGCUACAACAUUGCGUUCUGCUGGUGUGAACUUUGGGGCCGUACAGUGUACGUGCAGUGCUGAAAACCGGCAAUUAUCUCCUAUCCUCAAACCACAAGCCAGCUGGGGACCAGUCCUUUCUUAACUCUGGCUUGUACUUCAUAUUUGUGUGGAAUACAUUUUGUGUAUAUUAAAAAUGUAUAAGAAUUAGGGUUAAGUUAUUUUCAAGAAUUUAAAAGUGAAACUACAUGUAAUAAAGUUUUGAAAUAUAAUUUUGGAAAAAGCGAGAGAACAAAUUUAGAUGCAAAGUGAAUUGAAAAAUUGUUGAACAUUAUUUUAUGAUGCGGUUUAAUCAUCAUUUUCUUUUCUGAUAUCUUAAUUGUUCAAUUGAGCUGCUCGAAAUUGAAAUAUAAGUUAAGCUAACAAAUACAGUUUCACAUGCAGUGGUCAAAUUUUUUUUCGUUGUUCACUUACACAGUUAUAAAUUACUUUAUUUGUGAAGUAAGUCAAUGUUAGCUGAAGUACUGUGUCCCCAGACUGCACAACCAGAGUCUCUGGAACACUUGAAAUAUGCAAGCUUUUGUAAGCCCUACUGUCUACCACCCUUUGUGCAAAAUACCCCAACCCUAUACUAAAAAUUCUCGCUCUCUUAAGGUGGCAAGCUGGUGCUUUCAUUGUUAUUUGACAGAUUGAAUUAAUUUACUAUUGUCAGUUAAGGAAAUAUCUGGUAAGAUAGUAUGAAUGUACUGUAAGCCAUCUAGCCAACGCUAGCCUAGAUUUUCUGAUUGCUGUUGUGUUUGUAGUGGAUUUUGUUCCCUGAAGCAGAUUUAGUUGACUCCCAUUAAACUUUAAGAAGUGUCUUGUUUGUCUGAUUAGCUGGGUUAAGUUCGAAAAUUCAAUCUCAAACCAGAGGGGAAAGAGGAAAAGAUUAAGUUAGUUCUCAAAUCUUCUGGGAUCAUGUAUUCACAAAUAUGCAGAUUUUUUGUUCACAGAAAACACUGUUUAAUUAUUUGAAAUAAGGAGUUUUCACAGUGAUCAAUGAUUAAUUAUUUGAAAUCAAAAGUUUUCACAGUGAUCGUUUUCAGAGCGUUCAAAACUGCUGAGCUCAAUGAUCAUGCACUGUACUGAGCACAUUGAAGGGGAGACAAUUUUAUCUGCUGUCAAUCAUUAUAUUUCAACUUUAGUAUUGUAGCUCUGUAUGUAAAUAAUUUAAGUAUGUUAUAUGAUGCUACAUAUAGUGGGCCAUGGUGGCGAUCUCAGUCUCAUGGUAUUUUUCCGUAAACAAAUCAGAAGUGACUAUGUGACUCAAGAGUAUUUUGUGCUUUAAAGGACUGGUAUUCUCUUGUUCUUCAUCAUUUGUAUAUGUGUCAAUUAUGUAUUUCCUCUUAAGGUUUGUGUGACACAGUGGUCAUUGUAAUUUGAUUAUAUUUCUCGCCUUUGGGUCAAAUUGACAGUUUAUUUGACACUUAAUCUCACAAUUUCUUAGCACCCGACAAUUAUUUUCAACAAUAAACCUAGAGCCUAAGUACAGACAUGACAUAAAAUGAUAUUUUCCGUGUACUUGAAGUUGUUUUGUCAUUAUAUUGUUAUAUUUCUGGCCUUUUCUACAAUAGAUGAAUUGAAUCAAUCAAAAUGAAGUUGGAAACUGCCCUCAGGAAGAUAGUAAAAGGUUUUGUUACCAUGGUAACUUUUUUUAUUCGAGACAAGUGUUUCCUAAAAGUGUUGACAGCAUUUCGUUUGGCGGCAUCAUUAGUGCUUUUUAAGAUAUUGGUUUUCUUGAAUAAACUUUAGCUAAUUGUCUUGUCAUGAUUAAUUACCAGAAAUAAUAGACCUCAGGCACACACUCAUUCCUCAAGACAGUUUUAAAGGUUCUGAUGUAUACAACUAUUUUAUGGAGAAUUCACCAUUGAGAUAAUCAUUUGAAACUGUUUUGAAUUUAUUAAAUUAUACUAAUGUGUUAACACUCCUGAUAUGAGAUUAAAUUUGUAAGUUAUUUUCUUCAUUUAAUGUAAUGAUAUGAAAGUCAGUGUAAAGUUAUAAUAACAUUGGUCAUUUAUCAAAUGAUGGCUGCAAAUGCCCUGUGCAUGCAAUUCUAUGAAGGAAAGUUACUUUAUAUGUUUAGGCUGCAUUCAACUACUUUUUAAAAUUAGAAUAAUUAUUAUAAACCAUCAAUUGAAGAUAUGACCAAUACAAAUUGAAUUGUAUUUAAUCAUUUUAGAUUUAUUCUGGGAUUCAAAUUAUUUAUUUAUUGAUAUCAUAUUCCUGUGUUUUUUAAAAGUUUUCAGUAUGAAAUGCUCUUAAGGGAAAUAUGUUAAUAUGUAAUUGUGUUUAAAUUAAUGUCUUAAGUUAUGGACCAUAUAAGAUAUUUUAUUUUGUUGUGAUAUUACAUGUUUUUUAUUUCUUUUAUUGCUUUUCCUCAUUUCUAAACAUAUCAGAUAUGUGCGGACAGAUAUAUUGUCCUAAAUUGUUCAAAUAUACUCACAAACUGUCAAUCUCACAUUGUGCAAUAAGUUUUAUGUUGAGAUUUAUUUAAUUUUGUACUAAUUUUCCUACAGUUAGUUUGAUGCAGUUGUAAAGAGGUGCAUUUUUUGCAUUCCUUGAUUGUUUGUAUAAGACUUCAACUUAACAAAUGUUAGAUGCAUUGAAACUGUAUGUAUGAUCUGUGUUCUUCAUCAUAUUCUUGUUCAUCCUUUCUGAGAAAAGUAUUCAGACUUAUGCACCAGUAAAUUGCAACCACGAGCCCCCAGGUCCGGGAAAUAGCAUUCCAGCCAAUCCCGGGUAAAAUCCCCACCCUGUGGGGACACUGCUGGUAAAAUCAGCAUAUGCCCCCACACCCCUGGUAAGGCUCAUUCCUUGCUGUUUUUGGCGCAGAAACAAAAACACCUCACUCACACCUGAAAGGUGAAAACACGGCCCAUUUCCCCUGCUAUCACCGGUAUACCCCUGGACCUGGGGGGGGCCGUGGUUGCAAUUGACUGGUGCAUUAUAAUAUUACAAUCAAUGGACCAGUGUAUCUAUCCUAUGGCUUACUAAUAUACAAAUGUUUGAUAACUGUUCAUGCUUUUGCAUCAAUGAAGUAGGUAAAUAUAAUUAUUUGCACAUUUAGAUAAAAAAAAUUCAAAAACGGAAACUUAAUUGACCGGCUAUUUGUCUAAUGUAUUAUAAUGUUAUAACCAUUCCAUUUUCAAAAUGUCAGAAAUCAAUAAAAAAUUAUGCUUCCAAAUCUUAAGCUUAAAACUUAAAAAAGAGUACAUGUUUCUAAUGCAUGGUGGUUGAUCAACAUUCAUUAUGCCUCAGAAAUGCCUUUUUUCAUGUUCUUGUGUUUGAAUUAACUCUGUUUAUUGCACCUUGCAUCUACCGUAUUUUUCCUUUUUCUAAUAGUAAUGCUUACUCUGAUUAAAAACAUGAAGAGAGAGCUUAUUUUUCUGUACGAUGAUAUAUCUGUCAGCCAUUUUGUUUACUAUAAACCUAUACCCUUAAGCACUACUCUAUAUAUGGGUUACACACCACCAAUUCUUGAGUUUCUUGAAAAUUACAUUAGUAGGGGGUGUCUAUCAGGAGUCAGGACAAAUACUGUAUUUGCAUUGUUAUUUUGUUAAAAUGAAAAUCUUAAACAUACGAUAUUGUCUGAAUAGAAUUAUUUGCUAUGUUGUUCUAUUUGCUGCAUUUUACAAACAUUCCAACAUUUCAUGUUUCUGACUUUAAAUCACUUAAAAGAGAGUGAGGCAUUCAGAGAUAGACCCUGGAGUUCUUUAUUUAUUGUAUACUUAGAAAUAAUUUAACUGAUUUUGUGGAAAUGUAGUAUUGAUGAUGUCAUCUAUUUUUUGCUAAGUUUAUGUAAAUUUAUGAUUAAAUGCAUUAAACUUUGAUCUGAUCACAAUACUGGUAUUACAGUAAAUGCGUAAGAAGUCCUGAUCUUCUCUAAAGCUUGUACUCAUUCUAUGUUUUAGGAUAAAAGUGUUCAAAGAAUCCAUUUUUACUUUGCAGAAUUUGUUAUGUUUGUAAUUAUUACAACUCCAAUUCUGUUCAAGAGUGAGUAUGUAGAUCUGCUAAUUUGUGACUUAUGAUGUUGUGUCAUCAAAUUUUCCUGUCUCGAUUGUUAAGACUUAAAUAGCCCAUUAUUUCAUGCUUUAAUAACCCACAUAUACAUGACAACCAGGUGUGAAGCUAGCGUAACAUCAGUUGCAAAAGUGAAAAUUAUUGCCAAAAAAUGCAAAACUGAUGAAAAAUGGUAGGCCAAAUGUGGUGAAGCCUAUUGACUCUUUAGCUGAUGCAUUACCAGCAGUUGGCCUACCUACCACGUACCCUAUCAGCUAAUACAAUGAGUCCAAUCAUACACUUUACAAUACCAGGGAUGUGCUUUGUCAGCUGAUUUCCGCAGAUCUAAUGGCACAAGGGACAAAAAAAAAGAUAUUUUUCGUUUUCACCAAUUAAAAAAAUGUUAACUUACUGCUUUUGCUUGUUACAUUAUUAGUUGUUAGAAUUGACACCGAGUUUCAGCCCUUGGAUUAGCUGCAUGGGCAAUCACAUCCCUGAAUUGAGUUACGUACGGUACAUAGUAACUUGAAUGCUGCAUGUUCAGGGUAAUUCACCUUUUCACUUAUAAAUUCCUGAUGGAAGAGAGAGAACUACUAUUUUAGUAUAGAGGUAUGAUGUACAUGUUCAGUCACUGCAUAUUGAACGAGCUGAAAUUGGACGCAGGUCAAACAUUUACAUUUUGAGAAACAGUUUUCCCUCUCUUCCAUCCCUACUUAGACAAGUUGGACAAUAUGUGGUGGCCAACCCCUAUAAGUUAUAAACCUGGUAUACAUAAUAUGAUAAUAAUUACACUGUGUAUAAGAUCACAAUUCAUCAUAGUUCAUCGCAUAUAUGUAGGAGAUGUAUUUUGUAGAUGAACACACAUGCUUGAUGUAUUGUUGUAUAUAGAUCUUUUACUUUAUUGUGCAUUGUUGACAUUAUUGUCAUUGUUUAUGAUCAGUUACUUUGUUUUCAUUUAUUUACAAAUAAAAUGUUCACAAAAUUA
Molecule: messenger RNA, 5792 nt
Organism: Mya arenaria
Lineage: Eukaryota; Metazoa; Mollusca; Bivalvia; Myida; Myidae
Product: complexin-like
Exons: 7
Coding region: 292-768 (158 amino acids)
Biological process (GO): regulation of neurotransmitter secretion; synaptic vesicle exocytosis; neurotransmitter transport
Cellular component (GO): SNARE complex; terminal bouton
Molecular function (GO): syntaxin binding
Source: RefSeq, a predicted model, not a curated record